AUGCUGCAACGAUUCGCCAUCCCCGCGGCCAAACUGCUUCGCAGCAAAAGCCACAUCGUCCCUGGCCAGCUUCUCGUCACCGAGCACUUCUUCCAGGUUCCUCUAGACUAUGCCAACCCAUCUGCCGGAUCCAUCACCCUCUUUGGCCGCAGUGCAACCAAGCAUGAGGUCCCCAUCUUCCCUCCCGACGAGCUUCCCACUCCCAAGCCAUGGAUCGUCUAUCUUGAGGGCGGCCCGGGCUUUGGUAACCGAGAGCCUCAAGAUCACCCCCUGACGCGCACCGCACUGUCUCGUGGCUAUCAGGUGCUGUUUCUGGAUCAUCGAGGUGUCGGCCUGAGCACUCCUGUUUCUACAGCGAUGCUUGCCCGGCUGCCUGGGGGAAAUGGACCCAAUGCCGUCGAGAUCCAGACAAACUACCUGAAGCUUAUGCGUCAGGACAACACCGUCCGCGACUGCGAAGCUGUCCGCAAGCUCCUAACUGACGGCUUGCCCGAUCAAAAGGCCCAGUGGUCAAUCUUUGGCCAGUCAUACGGCGGCUUCAUCGCCAUCUCCUACCUGUCUCUCCACCCCGAAGGCCUGCGCGAGGUCUUCCUGACCGGCGGCCUCGCCCCAGUAGGUAAAACCGCCGAGCAGGUCUACGAGGCAACUUUCCAGAGAACCAUUGAGCGCAACGCCGCCUACUACCAAAAGUUCCCGGACGACGCAGAGACCCUGCGCCAGAUCGCGACGCACAUCGAGAAGGAGGGCGGCCAGCAGGGCCUCCCCUUGCCCGGGGGAGGCUUCUUAACGGUGCCCCGUCUAUUGACCAUUGGCAUUGCCUUUGGCGGCCACGGCGGCGUCGACCAGGUUCACGCCAUCCUUCUCCAGCUCAAGGCCUCGCUCGACCAGUUUGGCUUCCUCACGCGAGCUUCUCUCGCCCCCCUCGAGACUUUUACCGCUUUUGACACAAACAUCAUCUACGCCAUCCUCCACGAGGCCAUCUACUGCGACGGGCCCGGCAGUGUUUCCAACUGGGCUGCCCACCGUGUCGGCCAAUCCCUUCCGCAGUUCUCCUGGCUCAGCAGAGACAACGCUUCCGCCACUGCCCCCGGCCAGCCGCUCCUCUUCUCGGGGGAGAUGAUCUUUCCUUUCCACUUUGACACCUAUCCGGAGCUCAUCCCCUUGAAGGCUGCUGCCGAGCGGCUUGCCACUGCCUCUGACUGGCCGGCGCUCUACGAUAUCCAGCAGCUACACGAGAAUGAAGUUCCCGUCUAUGCAGCCUCUUACAUCCCCGACAUGUAUGUGGACUACGAGUUUGCCAAGAACACGGCGAAAUUGGUCAAGAACGUCAAGACGUUUGAGACAAACGUCAUGUACCACAACGCUGUGCGCGCAAAGGCCGAGGAAGUAAUGCAGAACUUGUUUUCCUUGCGAGAUGAUGUAAUAGAUUGA
Trichoderma aggressivum f. europaeum is the source of this 1431-nucleotide messenger RNA. RefSeq lists its product as uncharacterized. NCBI's taxonomy places the organism in Eukaryota, Fungi, Ascomycota, Sordariomycetes, Hypocreales, Hypocreaceae. Gene Ontology annotation, biological process: proteolysis. The transcript has a single exon. The record is from RefSeq and is a predicted model, not a curated record. Bases 1 to 1431 code for a protein of 476 amino acids. Gene Ontology annotation, molecular function: peptidase activity.